AGAGGACGUAGAGUGCCAGCUUGGUGAGGUUUGAGUUCACCAUGAUGAUGGCGAUAGUCGGUUGUUCGAUCGAUCAACAACACCGUCGAGGCCGUCCUUCCGGGAGUUGCGCAAGGCUGGAGGUGGACACGACGGGGGAGAAAGAAGAGCGAUCGUCAUUUCUUAUUCUUAUAUACACGUCCGACUCGCUUCUUUUCGCCCUGUUCUCGUCCCAGUCGUCGUCACCUCGGAGGGGGUCUUGCGUCGGGGGAGGCGUCGACAAGCUCCAAGGGAGAUACCGCUGGGCGCGCGCGAUGGAACGAUCCCGUGUCUCGUCCGAUGCGAGCACACGUGCAUUGGGCAGAUCUAGGCCAUUGGACGAUGCUCCGGGAGGCUCUGGAGACAGACUUCGAUGCGAUUGUGGAGUCUAAGCAUCUUGACCAUACAGGUUCAAAGGCAAAAAGGUCCCCGAUUACUGUCCACCUCCUCCCCAGCCCGAUGCCAUCGCAGGUCGAGGACAGGAGGGAGGGGAUCUUGAUUGUAAAACCACCAACGACCUCGCUUCGUCCUGCUCUGUUUACUGUCUGUCCCGGUCGUUCACCUGUGGGGACUUCGGCAGAAAAAGGGCUUGCCUGUCCUCCUCGUAGCGGGUGGGGUAAGCAGAGCCACAGGCUUAAAAAAACAGACCGGCCAUGCGCCUCCAUGGACAUUUCGGUCCGUGUAUACCUGAGUAUUCUGCACAUCAUCUGUCAAUGCCGUAGAGAUUUGGAAUUCCACACAGCGCUUGCCUUAGCGGAGGGAGGAAGAGCGCGAACGGGCUCGUUUAUAGUAUUCCGAGAUGCGCACGACAACACCAGAGCCGCGGCGCACCCAACCCAUGAUGAUUCGUUAUCGAUAGGAAAACAAUCUCUCCUGGCACGGUCUUUGAUCGUGGUGUUUUAUUGCCGUCCACCUGGGCAACGAUGAAUCGCACGGGAAGACUUCCGAUCAAUUUUAUCAGACUACUCGUCUGGGUGAUGGAUACCUAACAACAUGAUUGUAUUCGCCUAUCUCCCAACUUGUGAUCAGACAGCCCGCGGAGGGAGGUGGAUGAGAAGUCAUUUCUCCGAGAAGCCACCUGGAGGAUUCUGGGAGGGGCGAGAAAGAGAGCCGUAAAAACAUCGCGGGU
Dissoconium aciculare CBS 342.82 is the source of this 1147-nucleotide messenger RNA. RefSeq lists its product as uncharacterized. Bases 319 to 945 code for a protein of 208 amino acids. The record is from RefSeq and is a predicted model, not a curated record. NCBI's taxonomy places the organism in Eukaryota, Fungi, Ascomycota, Dothideomycetes, Mycosphaerellales, Dissoconiaceae. The transcript has a single exon.